GCCCGGCUAUGUUUCCAAAGUCAAAUAAGGAUGAGCAGCUAAACACGAAAUGUCGUGCAUUUUCUUAUUCGGAGGUUAUCAGUAUGACUGAUGAUUUCAGACAAAUGAUUGGAAAAGGUGGAUUUGGGAAGUUUUAUCUAGGUAUUAUACCUGAUGGUGAAAAUGUUGCUGUGAAGACACUCUCUUUAUCAGAAUUGCAAGGGCAUAAGGAGUUUAUAUCAGAGGUAAAUUUAUUGAUGCCUGCUCAUCAUAGAAUAUCGUUUCUCUUGUUGGUUAUUGUGCGGAUGGUGGAAUUAGAGCACUUAUUUUUGAAUAUCUACCAGGCGGAAACCUUCAGCAACGGUUAUCAGGUUUGGUGUAUCUUCAUAAUGGAUGCAAGCCAGCUAUAA
Medicago truncatula (barrel medic) is the source of this 389-nucleotide messenger RNA. Its product is annotated as putative leucine-rich repeat receptor-like serine/threonine-protein kinase At2g04300. NCBI's taxonomy places the organism in Eukaryota, Viridiplantae, Streptophyta, Magnoliopsida, Fabales, Fabaceae. The record is from RefSeq and is a predicted model, not a curated record. The transcript has 3 exons. The coding region runs from base 9 to 389 and encodes 126 amino acids.